Salvelinus sp. IW2-2015 is the source of this 6527-nucleotide messenger RNA. It is a transcript of the gene myo9b, whose product is annotated as myosin IXb. Gene Ontology annotation, cellular component: myosin complex; actin filament; lamellipodium. Lineage: Eukaryota; Metazoa; Chordata; Actinopteri; Salmoniformes; Salmonidae. Gene Ontology annotation, biological process: lamellipodium morphogenesis; intracellular signal transduction; actin filament-based movement. Gene Ontology annotation, molecular function: microfilament motor activity; ATP binding; GTPase activator activity. The record is from RefSeq and is a predicted model, not a curated record.
CCACUGUGCUAACUUGUUGAACGCGGCACUUGAAUAACUACAACCAGAUAACGAGUCCAAACUUUUCGAGUUUCCAAAUUGCGACUUGCACGUGAACUCAGCAUGUCACCCGCACCCAACCCAUCAAUGAAAGCGCGUGGACAUAAGAUAUAGGAAGUUACAAUUCACAUGAACUUGUCAAGAAGAUUUUCGAUGUUACUUUACGCGUACAGUCACUGCCAACUGACUAAAGCAUUGUUGCGUUUAUUUGUAUAUUUUGCAAUAAGGACGGGAACACCUUUUUUUCGCUCAACUUUCGGUUGCGCAGUUGAACAAUUUUUCUCCCCUUAUCAACUAGUUUUUUACUACUGGUGGAAAAAGGGAGUUCCUUGUCAUUAAUGUUCACAUGUACAGGAUUAAAAUAAAUGGACCAUAAUGCCAGUGGUUACAUCAUGAUUGGAGGAGGGCAGUGCUAGUGAGGUAUGCUGGAGAGGUCCUGUUUGUGUGUCAGCCAGCAGGAUGAGUGUGUCUGACGGUGUGAUAGGAGCGGCCAGCCUGGACGUAGAUCAACAACAGCAGCCGCAGGCCGUCUUCCUCCAGAUCUACCCACGUCUGUCCCAGGACAAGGCAGCAUGUUGUACUCUCCAGGUCAUCCCAGGGGCCACAGCGGCCAUGGUUAUCCAGAAAGCAGUGGCCACUCUGGGCCUGGACAUGACCAGUCCGUACGCCCUGCUGGAAGUCAGGCAGGCUGAAGGGGAGGAGAGGAGGCUAGGGGACACUGAGAUGCCUGUGGAGAGGGUGCUGCUUUGGCCCCCAGGGGCCAGAAAACGGCAUCCCCAGGAGAAGGGGUAUUACUUCAUCCUCCAAGCCCAGGGAGGUGCAGGGGCUCUGGGGUCAGAGACGGAUGGUGGUGGGGUAGCUUCAUUAGAGGAAUAUGAUGACUUGUGCAGCCUCUCCACCCUGACCGAGGACACUAUCCUGGCCGCCUUACGCUUGCGCUUCUACAAACACAACAUCUACACGUACGCCAGGGGCAUCCUGGUGGCAAUUAACCCCUUCAAGUUCCUGCCCAUCUACAACCCUAAGUAUGUCAUGAUGUACAACAACCAGCCACUUGGAAAAUUAAGCCCUCACAUCUUUGCAGUGGCGGACGUGGCAUACCACACCAUGCUGAAGCAGCAGGAGAACCAGUGUGUGGUGAUAUCAGGGGAGAGCGGAUCAGGGAAGACCCAGAGCACCAACUUCCUUAUUCACUGUCUGACGGCGUUGGGUCAGAAGGGCUACAGCAGCGGGGUGAAGAGAACCAUACUGGGAGCUGGGCCUGUGCUGGAGGCGUUUGGCAACGCGAAGACGGCACAGAACAACAACUCCAGCCGCUUUGGGAAGUUCAUCCGGCUCAACUAUCUAGAGAGUGGGGUGGUGAGAGGGGCAGUAGUUGAGAAGUACUUGCUGGAGAAGUGUCGACUGGUGUUCAGAGCUAAGAAUGAAAGGAACUACCAUGUGUUCUACUACCUGCUGGUGGGAGCAUCCACGGAGGAGCAGAGAGAGUUCAGUCUGCUGCAGCCUGAAGACUACACAUAUCUACAACAGGAGUACUUUCAUUUAGAAGACGCUGAGAAUCUCAGACAUGAGUUCGAGAGGCUUCAUCAGGCCAUGGAGAUGGUGGGAUUCCUGCCCUCCACUAAGAAACAGAUAUUUUCCAUGCUCUCUGCCAUCCUGUAUCUGGGCAACGUGACGUACAACCAAUCGGAAGACGGCCAGGGGCUGGAAGCGGGGCCAGCAGAUGUCCUCUCAACCCUGUCUGACCUGCUCAAGGUCAAACAGGAGUUGCUGGUGGAGGCUUUGACCAAGAGGAAACAAACAACAGCCAAUGACAAAUUAGUGUUACACUACACUCUCAAAGAAGCUGUGACAGCGCGGGACUCCAUGGCCAAGUCUCUGUACAGCUCUCUGUUUGACUGGAUUGUCCUGCACAUCAACCACGCUCUGCUCAACAGACGAGACAUGGAGGAGGCCGUCUCUUGUUUGUCCAUAGGUAUCCUGGAUAUAUUUGGUUUUGAGGAUUUCCAGACGAAUAGCUUUGAACAGUUCUGCAUCAACUACGCCAACGAGAAACUACAGUAUUACUUCAACCAGCACAUCUUCAAGCUGGAGCAGAAGGAGUACCAGGCAGAGGGGAUCAGCUGGAGUACCAUAGACUACACGGACAACCUGGGCUGUAUCCAUCUGAUCAGCCAGAAACCCACUGGGCUUUUCCACCUACUGGAUGAGGAGAGCAAUCUCCCUCAGGCCACGGAUGACACUCUGCUGAACAAGUUCAAGCAGCAGCAUCAAGACAACCCAUACUUCGUCCCCACCACAGUGAUGUUACCAGCCUUCGUCAUCCAACACUUCGCUGGGAAGGUCAAAUACCAGAUCAAGGAUUUCCGGAAGAAGAACACGGAUCACAUGCGUCCGGACAUCGUGGCAUUGCUACGUAGCAGCGAGCGGGCAUUCAUGCGUCAGCUGAUUGGGUCAGACCCGGUGGCAGUGUUCCGAUGGGGCAUCCUCCGGGCCACCAUACGCAUCAUAGCGGCCUUCAACGAGGCCGGAAGCCGCCGGGCAGUCCCAGGUCUGGUGGAACGCACCUCCCGUCGGUCCAUAGGGGAACUGAAGAGGAGACCGAGCUCGGCUCUGCAGAGACUGUCCAGCUCCCAACUGGACUUCUCGUUCGAUCGGUCCGAUGACAAUCCUCUGGAGGUGAUCGAGGACAUCUUUGCCAACUACGAGAAAAAGAAGAAGAGCAAGGCCAGCAAGCACAAGCAGCUCAUUCCUACGAAUCUGAUGAACACUCGGUCCCUGAAGCACAUCGUCGGCCUGACGCUCCAUGACCGCGCCUCCCGCUCUCUGCUCCACCCACAUCAGAGGAAGAAAACACCCAGCAUCAGCGCUCAGUUCCAGGCGUCUCUCAAUAAGCUGCUGGAGACUGUGGGGAAAGCAGAGCCUUUCUUCAUCCGCUGUAUCCGUUCCAAUGCUGAGAAGAAGGAGAUGCUGUUUGACAAUGCUCUGGUGCAACAGCAGCUGAGGUGCACAGGCAUGUUGGAGACGGUACGCAUCCAGAAGUCUGGCUACAAUGCCAAGUUCACCUUCGCGGAGUUCCUAGAGCAGUUCAAAGUGUUGCUGCCUAAAGAAGCCACCACAGCACCAGAGGACAUAGCUAACCUGCUGCAGAAGAUGGGCCUAGGACAGAGCACGUACCAGAUUGGGAAAACCAAGGUGUUCCUGAAGGAGAGGGAGAAGCAGCAUCUCCAGGACACCCUGAACAAGGAAGUGAUGCGUCACAUCAUCAUCCUGCAGCGCUGGUUCAGGGCCUGUCUCAGCAGGAGCCACUUCCUCUACAAGAAAGAUGCCGCCAUCAGAAUACAGCGAUGUUGGCGUGCGUUCCGGGCGGACACCAGAUGCCGUGCGGCCACAGUGAUCCAGGCAGCGUGGCGAGGCUCUCGGAAGAGGACCGACUACCUGAGAAAGAGGAACAGCAUCAAGAAGAUGCAGACACUGCUCAGGAACAAACGAGGUCCAAACAGCUCAAUGGCUGAGGUAGAGAAGCCCACACCUCCCCAGCUACCUUCCAAGCCCCAGCCCCCGCCCAAGCUGCAGCCCAAGCACCAUACCCAGCACCAGAGAAGCCUGGAGAGGAAGGAGCUGAGGAGGCAGCACAGUUUGGAACCAAGCCCCAAUAGGAGCCUCCACCCAGGCCCAGAGGUUAACAGACAGCAGGCUACCCAGAGGAACACAGAAUUGAAGAAGAGAGAGGGUAGAGGCUUUCCACCUCUCAGCAGACCUCUCUCCCUUCCCCUAGACCUCAAGGCUGGCAGGGAUGGAGAGGGGGCGCUCACCAGCCUGUCCCCUUACACAGGCACCCUGGAGCGCUACUCCCACUUGGAGGAUAUCAAGGAGCAUGCAAAGAGGUGGAAGAGCAGGAGGGAGGGAAGACAUCCGGAGGACUCCAGCCCUGAGAUCCAGCGGCCCAGGGAUAAACGCAUGGCGGGGUUGCUGCUGAACCGAGGGAAGUCUAUCUCGCUGGACAACGUGUCCAAGCUAAGCUCCUCAGGGUCAGGCUCGGACAGCUCUUCCUCCAUUACUGAGGUCAGGGUGCGCUCCUGCAAGCGGCCCAAUCACAAGCGGAGGUUAGCCUACGCCCGCAGCGGGCUGAUGUUUAACCUUAAGGGGUCCCAGGAGAGCGAGUUUUGGAGCUUCCCCCUCCCCCCCAUGAGCCCCUCACCGGGGGUCAGUGGCAUGGGCCAGUCCAACCAAUCAGAGGUCAACAUCUGUCCACGCAAACCUGAGGUCCAGUUUCAGAAAUCUUCAGAUAUUACCACGAAUGUUGGAAGGUUCAGCCUCCCAGCCAGGAGUACCAAUGAGAGCCAGGAGUACCAAUCAAUCAUCAAAGACUACAGUCAAUCCCAACCGGCCACAUUUGAGAGGUUUGGAUUUUUCAGUAAGAUUAGGAAGAAAUGGCCCAAUAGAGAGGCUCAGCCACCUGAGUACGGGAAGGGGACUAAUGCGAAUACACAAUCUGAAAAAGAAGCCAUCUCUCCAUACUCCUACCCCUUGUCGUGCGAGGGCAGCGGGCAGCCUCAUAACCCCACCAUCAGGAUCAGCCAAGCCUCGAGAGUUUCUGAGAAGUGGAAUGCUUCUCUGGAACGGGAGAUCACCAACACCAACGAGCUCCGAAACCUGGACGAGUUCCUGGGGAACCAGGUAAAUGAGCUGCGUACAAGGGCGAAGGAGCUGUCAGCGACAGAGAGCAUCUUCCUCACAGCCACCAUGCAGCUCAGAGAGACCAUCAAGGGCAUGUACUCCGUCUCGAAGCCCCACAUCAGCUACAAGGGCUUGAUGAAGGGCUACCAGAACCGGGUGUCCAGUCUUGCCGAAGCCAAGCAGCAGACUGAGGUCCAGUCGGUGGUCAACCUGUUCCAGUCCGUCCUGGAUGGCUUCAUACGGGGAGAGAUCAAACGAGAGGGGUUUGGGCCGGUCAAGACCAUGAAAAAGACAAAGGUGAAAGGGAAAAAGAGCAAAUGUCCCAACAGCCCUCUAGAUCACAUGUUCAGUACGUACCAGGUGAACAUCAUGCAGACCUGUGACCUGUGUGGUUCCUACAUCUGGGGCAUGGAGAAGGCCUACAUGUGCAGCGCUUGCAAAUUGAUAUGUCACAAGAAAUGCCUCUCCAAAAUCAUCAACGCUUGCUCAACACGAUGCGCCAGGCUGGACGAUGGGGUACCAGGCCAUCUGCACUUUGGGGUAGAGGUGUGUGUUCUGACCAGUAAGACCUACCCAAUCCCUAUGGUGGUACAGAUGAUGCUGGAGCAUGUGGAGAUGAACGGCCUGUACACAGAGGGCAUCUACCGCAAGUCUGGCUCUGCCUGCCGCGCCAGGGAACUGCACCAGCUACUGGAGACCAACCCAGAGAGGGCAACUCUUGAGAACUACUCCAUCCACACGGUGACAGGUCUGGUGAAACGCUGGCUCAGAGAGCUGCCUGAGCCCCUCCUUACCUUCAGCCUCUACAACGACUUCCUGCACGCUGUGGAGUUGCCAGAGCAAUCUGAACAGCUGCGUGCGGUCUACCAGAAACUGGACGACCUCCCCCCUUCUAACUUCAACACGCUGGAGAGGCUGGUCUUUCACCUGGUCAGAGUGGCAAAGGAGGAAGAGCACAACAGGAUGUCUGCUAACUCCCUGGCCAUAGUGUUUGCCCCCUGCAUCCUGCGAUCCCCUGACACCACAGACCCUUUCCUUAGCAUGAAGGACAUCUCCAAGAUAACCACGUGUGUAGAGAUCCUGAUCUUAGAACAGUUUAGACGGUACACUGAGAAGAUGCAGGAGAUCACACAGCUGGAGUUCGCUGAGGCCCUGGCCGUCAACAAGCUGAUGCUCAAGAGACAGAACACUCUCUUAGAGAAACCUUCAUCAGAGCUGGAUGUACCUCAAAUGGACGAUCUUAACCGGUCGGAUAUAGACAUGAAUUCAGAGAGGACCCUCAUCGAGAGGAUCAAAUCCAUCAAACAGGAGAAGGAGGAACUGGCGUGCAGCUUGCCAGAGUUGGAGCAGGAGAACUUUGACGACUCAGAGUCCAGAUUGUCGUUGUCUAUCAGCUCAGAGAGCCUGCUGGAGGAUAGAGUGAGAAGCCUAGAGUCAGAAGGCAGAGUGAACCUGUUGUGGAGGAGCCAGAGGCAGGAGUGCCCUCCUAAGCCUGCUGACCUGGCCCAAAGAACUACAGCCACAGGCCCCAGAGACCAACCAGAUGGACAUAACCCCCAGCCCAACACCAAGGCAAUGAGCAGGAACCUCUCAGACCUGGACAUCCCCUUCAUAGAUGAGGAGGACUAGUCUGGGUGCCAGUCUGUUUUUGUUACAUAUUGAAUUGUCAUUUCAAACAAUUGCAGUCAACUUGAGAACUAGAAAUACCUCUGAAAUACAGGAGUAAUCAGUGGAGCUGUAUUAUGGCACCACAAACAAGAACCAUGCACUUUCUGUACAUUUUUCUACGUCCGUUAAGGUGUGUGUGU